This is a messenger RNA of Monomorium pharaonis (pharaoh ant), 5287 nucleotides long. RefSeq names its product integral membrane protein GPR180. NCBI's taxonomy places the organism in Eukaryota, Metazoa, Arthropoda, Insecta, Hymenoptera, Formicidae. The transcript has 5 exons. The record is from RefSeq and is a predicted model, not a curated record. Gene Ontology annotation, biological process: response to pheromone; G protein-coupled receptor signaling pathway. Bases 1438 to 2913 code for a protein of 491 amino acids.
UGAGAUUUGCUGUUUAUUUAGGUUCCAUUUUACAAAGUAAAAUGAUGCUUACAUUUGGCGCGCUUUUGUGGGAGUAACGUGGUUUUGGCGCGCUUUUGCGCCACGCAUGGCACGCAUGUUUGGCGUGCCUCGAGCGUCAGUAAUGGCGUCUCGAGAGGCAGCGACACUUCCCGCUAAAUAAAAAUGGCGAGAUUCGAUCGAAAAUUUAACUCGAGACUUUGAAAAAUAGAAGUAGGACAUAGCCAGUCUUUUUUUUUAGAAGUAACGCGAACAUAAUUGAAGGCGAUUGAGAAGCUGUACAAGAACACAGCUAAAGUUACGACACAAAAGCGCGCCAAAACUGCUAGUAUCGCGAUGCUUCGCCACAAGAUGGCGCGGACAAACAUCUCGCGGAAAACAACGGUUACGCACGCGAGGACAAUAUUUAUAAAAUAAAUUUAUGAAGUCUCGAUAAGAAAUUCAAAUAUAAAAUUAUUCUUAUCGCGGAAAUAAUUAUGUUUGCAUUCUCGUGUACACGCAGAUACCCGAUAACAUAACGGUCGAUUUUGAUCAUGUGCUACGUAUAACGAAACGAGAGACGAAGGUCGCGUCGCGUUGUCGCCGUCGUCGUCGUCGUAACCAGCGAUAUGCUUCGAUCGUUGUUAUUAAUAGCAUACGCGCUUCACAAAUAAUGGCCGGAUUAAUUCACGCGCUCGUCACGCGUUCCUCGUCGUCGUAUUAUACCUUCGUGUAUUUUUGGCGGGAGGGCAAGAAAGAGAGAGAGUGAGAGAGUCGCCGAGUCCUCGAAGACGUGAAUAUUUCACGGCGACUUUACUUUCGUGUUGGAGAGCGGAACAAUUGCGGUUCCGUGUCGCGAGUUUCGUAAGCGAGAAAAAACUUUUCUCUCCGUCGUACGUUUUGUAACAAGUAAUCGACGAUCGCGUCGAAGAAAGUUUUCAACACCGUGCGAUACGUCGUCGUCGCCGGGAAGCAAGCGAGGAUUUCCCCUCGGAGAGCGGACGGUCUGUUUGGGUGGGGAAAAUCGAUAGGAAGAGGCGAGUUCAAAGUGCCCGAGGGAGAGUACAUACACGCGGCGUGUGUAUUCAUUGACGGCUCUCUCUCUUUCUCUCUCUCUCUGUCUCUCUCAUUUUCUUCAUUCGCGAGUAGAGGGAACGAGCCGAUCGACAAUUAUCUUCCUUACGGAUAUCGCCGGCGGCAAUGUCAAAAGAGAGGAGGCGUCUCUCCUCCCGGCGGGAGAGGAACACCGUUGCGUCUCGAUGAGGACCGUCGCGACGAGUGGCGUCGUGAGGAAGAAACGUCCGCGUCGCGUGUCGCGCUGCUGCGACGACAGCUGUGUGCGGUGUCCGCGCGCAGGAGAAAGAUGCUGAGGAGGCUGAUGUCCGACGGCUCCUGACAGUCCUGACGGCUUCUCGCAAACGACGGGAUCGGCUGCGAAAAAUGACCGCCGAUCGGCGGCUGGUGCGCGCUCUCUGCGCGCUGCUGCUCUGCCUCACGCUGCGUCCGGACUACGCGCACUCCACGCACAUAACCGGCACGUUCAACACGGGCGAGUUCUUCCGGUUCCUCAUCAAGUUCGGCUUCCAAAAGACCGACAGUCAUCGGAAACGGGAGUCGCGCGGCUACAUAUUUGGCAACGUGACCGCGCGAACGGACUUCGACGUGCCGAUCACUCUGGCGAUCCUCGACCGCGGCCACUUUCUCGAGUACUACGGCAAUCGCACGCUGCCGGACAAGAGUGCGGCGUGCGCCUACAUGUUCAACACGCUGAAGGAGAGUUCCUACGAUCGGGACUGCAACGAGGAGGGCCAUGACUUCCUGAGGCGAGUCCCGUGUCCCUGGGACAAAUUGUGCCCAGACGAGGAUUCGGUGUGGAAUAUCGUCAAGGGACAUCAGUUUACGUAUGUCGUACAGGAUAUCUGGCAGCCACGAUUCUGGUACAUGAGCCUAGUGGCGUGCUAUAGAAACAAAACAACCUGCCAGUGGGAAUAUUACAGCAAGCACCACGAGCUCAAGUAUGACAUCUGGCUGGUAAAUGGCAAUCCAAACAUCAGUGGCCUAAACAGUUUGACAUACCAGUUCUCGUAUGACAGACAGAAUACCAUUGAACUGUACUUGCUGUUUUUUGUGUGUUACAUCAUACUAGUGCCGCUGCAGUUGUAUGCAGUAAGAUUGCAAAAGCAUCCUGUAACGAGAUUGUUCACUGCUAGUUUAUUAUUAGAAUUCGUGGCAGUAUGUUUGAUCCUGAUACACGUGUUGAAAUUUGCACUAGAUGGAGUAGGCUAUGAACAAUUAGAGGUUGCAGGUGAUAUUUUUGAUAUUCUGUCACGGACGUCCUUUAUGUUAUUAUUGCUCCUACUUGCCAAAGGAUGGGCGGUAACAAGAAUGGAAUUAACUUGGAAGCCACUGGUGUUUGCUAUAUGGAUUUGUUAUGGGGUUGUUCACAUCUUAUUAUAUGUAUGGAAUAUGACAGAAGUUGAUAUUAUCGAAGACAUAGAUGAAUAUCAAACUUGGCCGGGAUGGUUUAUAUUGUUAUUCCGAAGUGCCAUAAUGGUAUGGUUUUUAUAUGAACUUCGAAACACCAUGGCAUAUGAGCAUAAUACUCAAAAAUUGAACUUUCUCCUUCACUUUGGUGCAUCGUCGUUAGUUUGGUUCAUAUAUUUACCCAUUAUAGCACUUAUAGCGCUUCAAAUAAGUGCGCUAUGGAGGUUUAAGCUGUUAUUAGGUAUAACAUACUCGGCAGACUGUUUUGCUUAUUGUGUAAUGGCACAUUUAUUAUGGCCAACCAGAAGUGAACAAUAUUUUUUACUAGCGCAAGGCGCGGACAAUGGUGACGAGCUAGAUGAAUUCAACGAAGCGCCGCAUGUAUUAAAUAAUUAUGUAGAGCCACCAGAACUCGGUAAGAUAAUUACUUAAUACUCGUCCACACUGGAAGUAUAAUAUUGAAUCAAUGACAUUUUUAAUUACAAGCGAUGUGAUGUACAUUUGCCAAAUGAUCAAUCCAAUAGAAUGAAUAAUAGAAUGAAUACUCUAAUAUGUGCUGAACCGAACUGAAAUAUUGUAUGCACAUUCUUUAAUUAGAGAUAUAUCAAAUUGUAAAAUUCGAAGCUAUGUGAUAUGAAAUUAGUAGACGAUGCAACAAAAGUAAAUGAAUAUGAUAUGAGUAUUUAUAUCAUAACAAACAUAACAAAGUGAACUAACAAUUUUCGAAUUGAUAAAUUAAUAAUUAUCAGUUUUGAUUAUAUUUGUAAGUUUAUAUAUACAAGUAAAAAUGUCAAAUAAUUAAAUAUUAUGUAUUCAUAUUUAUAUAUCUUGAUAAUAUUGGUCUUUAUGUAUGUUACUAAUGUUUAAACAAUUAGUCGACACAUGAUUAUGCACUUAAGUUAAUUGUAAGAUAUAUAAAUUAUAUAUUUUGUUAUAUUAAUUACACAAUAUAUUUUGAUAUAUUUUGUAUAAUUAUACAAAUAUAUAAAAUUACAUAAUUUUAUAUAUAAUAAUAGUUUAAAAAUUUUUUUGCUACAUACAUACGAACUGUUAUUUUACUUACUCAUAUCAUAUUCAUAAAGCUUCAAUUAAAGUAUUAAUUUUUGUUUAUUUCUAAUCACACAAUUUUAUACACAUCUUGAUUUUAUAAGUCUUAAAACUUUUAUAAUAUAUAUGUAAAGAAAACCUCAACAAAGUAUUUGCAUUUUGAUAUUUUUUAAUUCGUCACUACAUCUUGUAAUUAUUCCAUGUCUACUCCAUACCAAGAAUAGUAGAAUGUGCGCUUGAAUAAGAAUGGUGAAAAUAAAAUACUUGUAUAACUUUCGUAAUAUAGUAUUUGAUUCUAGUUCAAUUGGUUUAAAAGUUGUGAUAACUAUAUACAUAAAGUCAUACUGAUUUAUUAAUAACAGACUUAAUAGCGAGAAAUACAGAAUGCUCCAAAAUUAUCAAAUAUUCUUUUAACUAUAGAUUCUUUGACUAGAGGGCCUAUUUUGUAACUCUGGCAAGUAUCGUAAGAAUUGCAAAAUAGAAAUCCAAUUCUCAUAUCAGGAUGCCAAUAGCUUUUGGAGUAAUUAGCGAUUUAAAAAAAUUAAAAUUUUUUAAUAUUAAUCGAAUCUCAAUAGAGAAUCUGAAAGUUAAUUAGAAAAGUAUAUAUGUGUUAAAAUUAAAAGGAUACUUUGCGAGCCACGUGAGAUUAAAUUAAUUUAUCAAUAUCAGCGAUUAAAAAAAUCCUGUUUUUUUCAAUAUAUACACAAAUAUAUAUCUGAAGUUUUGAUUUUUAGUUAGAAGUUAACAAAUUUUUGUUUUUUUAAAUAAAUCGUUUAUUUUUAAACGACAAAUCUUAGUUUUAUUUGAAUCUCUUAUUCACCUGUUUCAUGGAGGGUUAACUCUCCCAACAGCUAAGGAAAAAUAAAACAUUGAGUAGAGAAGCUAAGAAAACAGUAUUUUUGGUACGUUUUGUGUGAGCUUUUCAUGUCUAUUUUUGUUCUUAUUUUAUAAAAAGAUUAUCUUUUAAAGUAUGUAAUGUUAAACAUUGUUAUUUAAACCAGUUUGUCAUUAGAUAGGCAACAUACAAAUAAUGAUCACAAACACAGAAAGUGAAAACGCACCUAUGCAACAUUCUUCCGAUUUUAUUUAAGUUGGUUCACAUGUUAAUUGCACAUUGAUGAAUAAAAUAUAAAUACUUUAUAUAAAAGAUGAUCUGAUAUGCGAGUUUACGCUAGUAAGCGCGCGUUUUCCUGUCAUACUAUUAUUGCUCAAUCUUGUAAUAACUUAGAUAAUGAUUGCAUAUAUAUUCUCUUGAGAAUAUUUUAAUGCUCAGCGUACAUGUACAUGUGUGGGAGAGAUCGAUAAAAUCUUUAUGAUAUAUUUAUAUUUUUAAUAUUCACUGAAGCGAAAGCAAUUUAAUGGUUUUUUUCUAUGUAUAUUAUCUAUGUUUAAGUUAUAUUUAGAAUUUUAAGCACACUUUUUUUGAAAAGCACAUUUAGAAUUGUUAUCAAUACAUGUUACAAAUCAUGUUAAUGUUUCUGUGAAUAACAAUGUGUUUAAUAUACGUACAUUUCUUUUAUAUAUAUAUAUAUAUAUAUAUGUAUAUAUAAAAUUUAUUUUCAAAAGUAAAUGCGUGUUUUCUAACAUGUCUUGAAAUGCUUUUUAUAGAUAAAUGGUUAGCAAAUAUUUUAGUAUGAUAAAAUUGUUAUAUCACUACAGUCCAACUAAACAGAAAAGAUAUCUUAUUUAAUUAAUUUUUUUGCCAGGAUAGAUAAUGUAUUAUACAACUUGAUAAUAAUAAAUUGUUUUAUAUACCUAA